Messenger RNA from Salvia splendens (bonfire salvia), 928 nucleotides. RefSeq names its product glutathione S-transferase U17. NCBI's taxonomy places the organism in Eukaryota, Viridiplantae, Streptophyta, Magnoliopsida, Lamiales, Lamiaceae. The coding region runs from base 73 to 762 and encodes 229 amino acids. Gene Ontology annotation, molecular function: glutathione transferase activity. The transcript has 3 exons. Gene Ontology annotation, biological process: glutathione metabolic process. Gene Ontology annotation, cellular component: cytoplasm. The record is from RefSeq and is a predicted model, not a curated record.
GCGGAUUCGUGUCGGAUUAUUGUGCCGCGUCGAAAAUUGCCAGCCCUACUCGCAGAUUCUUGUAUCUUGAUUAUGGCUGCUGCUAGUGAUGUAAAAGUUCUGGGGAUGUGGGCCUGCCCAUACGUGAACCGGGUUCAGCUUGCGUUGUGCAUAACGUCGAUUGAGUAUGAGUUCAUCGAAGAAAAUACUUUGCAGAAAAGCGAUAUGCUGCUCAAACACAACCCUGUUCUCAAGAAAAUCCCAGUUCUAAUCCAUGGACACAAGUCUGUUUGUGAGUCAUGCAUCAUUGUGGAGUACAUUGCUGAUGCCUUUGACACAGGCCCGCGCAUCCUCCCUUCUGAUGCCUAUGAUCGCGCCUUAGCCCGUUUCUGGGCAGCCUACAUCGAUGACAAGUGGUAUCCAUUGGUCAAAGUGCUCAGGCAAUCAGACAACGAAGAGGAAAGAAAAUUACUAGUUCAGAAAUUGUCUGAAGGCUUGAUCUUGCUUGAAGAGGCAUUUAUCGGUUGUAGCAAAGGAAUGGCUUAUUUUGGAGGAGAUAGCAUAGGUUAUCUCGACAUCAUUCUUGGAUCCUGCUUGGCGUGGCUGAGAGUGACUGAGAAAGUUGUUGGAGUCGAACUGAUGGAUCCGACAAAGGCUCCUCAACUGGCAAAAUGGGCCGAGAGAUUAUGCUCGGACAACAGGGUUAAGGCCGUCUUUCCAAACUUUGACAGGCUCAUGGAACUUCAUGAGUUGAUUCAAGCUUAUCUUAAAUCCUCUAAGUGAAUAAAUGGCUAUGAAUGCUGUGGUGGUUUAUUAUUUCUGGUUUUUUGAGGUUAUGUAAUGUCAUAUGUUCCCGGAUCAUGAGCCGCUCGGGCUAAUAAUGUAAAAUUGUGGGCACAGAUAUGAUCUAGCUGAAUAUCAAGUAUUAAAGUCCUUAGUUUCAUGAAUC